UUUAUUGUGUGAUCAUACAGGACUUUCAGCUUUUCAGCGUUGCUCUCCUAAAACUUUCUUCUUGCAGAGUUUGUAGCGAUGGGGCUUUGUCGCUGCAUGCACACCAUGCACUACGUGUCUGAAGUCCAGAUGAAUUUGUUUAACUGCGCUUUUUUUCCUGCAGGAGGUGGGGCUUUUGGUUACUGAUUUUCGUGCCUAACUUCUCCUCCUUUGCAAAAGCAUACGGCACACUUCGUCGUGGUAUACAGCGUUGCUGGAGUACUCUCCAGGGGGCUGUCAUAGCUUUAAAUGCGCAAACAUUAUUCAACGCUUUAUAGAGGAUAGUAUGUCUGUUGUUUUCCUGUAACUGCGUGGUUUGUGUGUCGACAGCUCUGCCGAUUUUCUUAACUGAAAUUCAAGUGAAUAGACUAAACAGCAAAAGUUUUGAACUACAGCGUCGACAUGAAUCCGAUUAACUUGGAUACCUACAGUCUUUCCCUGCUUACGGCUAAGGAAGACAUUCUCAACCCCCGAUCAUCAACCAACUGGGCAUUGUUUACAUACGAUGGGGUCACCAACAACCUCAAACUGUCCGACUCUGGAGCUGGCAGUGUGUCGGAAUUGGCAGGGAAGUUUCAGGAGAAUCGUCCGCUGUAUGGACUGUGCCGGAUCGAAGCCAAACCGUCAGCUCCCCGUAUAGUCAUGAUCACCUGGGUGGGUGAGGGUGUGGAUGAAUGUCGUAGGACAGAAUGUCUUAGUCACGUUCCUGCCAUCAAGGCAUUUUUCAAGGAAGCUCACGCGUUCGUCUGUGCGACCAAAGCAGAGGAUGUGACAGAGGAGAAAAUCUGUGAGGCUGCCAGCAACAUCAGCGCUCCAGCAGAGCACAUUAAGCGAAACCCUAGGAUUACGAACAAGGAGGAGCUAGUGGGCACUAACUAUAGAAAGACAAAUGCUGCCUUGGAGAUGCGAAGGAUCAACAGAGACUCUUUCUGGGCACGUGCAGAACGAGAAGAAGAGGAGAGAAAGGAGGAGGAGCGUCGGCGGGUAGCAGAAGACCGGCGUCGCUGGGAGAGGGAGAGAAUCCUGCAGGAGCGCAAGGAGGCAGAGGAGAGGGACAGGAAGAUGGAGGAGAAAUUACAGAUGAUAGAGGAGCAGAGGAAAAUGCAAGCAAAACUGGAGACAGAGAUCCGAAAGAAGGAGAAGGCCAGAUGGGAGCAGCAACAGAGAGAACAUGAGGAAGACAUGAGGGUGCGCUUCAGACGCAGUGAAUCCAUUGAAAAGGCAGCGGAGGCCGCGGUGCUUGUUUCUCAGCGCUCCAUGAACCCUCGAGAAUUUUUCCGACAGCUCUCUUCAUCAUCUUCUGGUCUCCCACCAAGCCCUGACUCCCCACGUACAGCCAAGCCCCCAUUCCGCCGUUACCAACGCAGCCUGACUGACACAGCUUUUAUCUUCAGGAAGUCAGAUUCCUCGUUGCCCUCUUCCCCCCGCAGCCCUAAUGCGGUCUCUCCUUUCAGCCGUACUCCGAAAUCCCCCUUCAACCUACCCAUAUCGCCCACAAGCCCAAGCCAGCCAGAUACCAGCUUCCGUCCCAUAAGCUCUCCUCCACAACGCCGUGCCCCUGUGUUGUCCCCGCCCAUCUCCCCUCAAUGCUCAGCCCCGACUUCCAGUCUUCCCAGCCUUCCUGCUUCUAAAACUGUCACCCCCCAGUCCCCAUUACCACAUUCCCCAGACUUGGUCACAGCUGAAGACUCAGGACAGCCUUCUGGUGUACCGUCAUCACCCAGUAUCUCCACUUCCUCUGCCCGGCCUUCAGCGCCAUCAGCAUCACCAGACCUUCUUACUAGCUUGUCUGGGCCUCAUCCUGAUCCUCGCUCCCCCCCAGGCUCUCUGGGUGCCACAGCUCUGGCCGAGGAUCAAAAUGACUCCCCCCCAAUGGCCAUCCACUUGCAGCCAGAAGAGAUACAUACAGCCUACAGAACAAUGACUGACCUAGAAGCAGAAACAGAUUCAGACAUGGCAGCAAAGGCUGUGAUGGACAAUACGCACAUCACACCAAUGACCAAGGAAGAUAUGGAAGGGGAGGCUGGUUCCUUGGAACUAGAGGCAUCCACGGAACUUAAUGAUUUGUUGGAGAAUCCUACCUCUGCUUUGGCAAGUGAUGAGAGUGUCGCUUCAGGCGUCUCUUUACUCACAAACCUGGAAUCGACAGCAGUGAAGAUGCAGGAAGACUCUAACAUGGAAGAGGAAACCAGUCUUAUACAAGAUCCUGUAUACAUUGCAGCCAACAGCACAGAAUCCAGGCUGCGUGUGGAAUAUCUGAUCCCUGAUUUGGACGUCACACCCAGAGAGGCUUCUGAGACUGAAAACACACUAUUAGAGGAACAGAGCUGGACAGAGCUGAUAAAGACUGGAACAGAGAGGGUAGGAGAUGAAGAGAUGAGUCAGUCUGCUACAGUAAUGCAUCUUUCCACCAUAUCUGAGGAGCCAGUCCAUUUUGAGCGAAGGGAGGUAGAAGAGGAGCAUGAGGUUGUCUAUGAUACACAACUGGAACCCAUCAUACCAGAAGAGAUUAUGGGUGCAGAUGAUGCUCAGCUGACCAUGCUGCAGGAAGUCAUGGUCCCACAAGCUAGAGGAAUGACUGAUGAAAAUUGGGGCCAAACAGAAAAUGGGUUAACAGAAGAAGAUAAUGGCACAGACCAAUCCCUCAGUCCUACUGGAAUGGAGAAGAAUUUGCAUGAAAUUUCCCAGGAAUUAGAAAUGAUUUCCUAUGCCAUUAGGCGUGACGGGAGCGAAGACGAUUCCACAGAGGAGAUGAUUGAGUAUGAAAAGUCCUCACCACAUGGACAGCUGUGUGUGCGGGCGCUCUAUGACUAUCAAGCAGAGGAUGAAACAGAGCUUUCUUUGGAGCCUGGUGACGUCAUCAGUGCCGUCGAAACUGUGGACAAGUUCUGGUGGAGGGGAUGCAGCAAAGAUGGCCGCCAGGGGCUCUUCCCCGCCAACUAUGUUGAGACCAUCUAAGGACCGGUCAACAUCUGCAGAGACAGCCAUACAGACAGACACGUAUAAGCACAUUUUCCCAUACAAAUGUGUACAUUCCCUCAGGGACUGGGAAUUUUAUUGCGGUAGCAUUCGUAGCACUGUGGUUGUGCUCCAGUGAUAACAAAAGCACAACAGUAAUUUGUCUAGAGCCCUACAAAAUGUUUGUUUCAGAAAGUAAGCCAGAUGUCUCAUCAACCAAAAUCUACAAGGCUCUCUGAUAAAAGAACAACAUGUUGUAAGGAGAAUUAGGAGAAUAUACCCAGUUUCCUAUUACAUGAGACCUGCAAGGAUGGUUCCAUUUGCAGUAGUGUUGUACUUUCAUUUAUCAUUAUAAAUAAUCAGUAGUUAAUCCCUUGCUUAGUACACUAACACUAUAGUCUGAAGAUCAGGAUUCCAUCACACAAAAAUAAUCAAUGUCGCAAGUUCUCACUACUGGAAAUAUCAUCACCAUGAGGAAUAUGUGAUACUGGGUUAUUGCUGGUUUCCUGUCUUGAAUUGAGCGAAGCUUCUAAAGAAGAACAUGCGAUCUUAACACUUUGCUGUAGUACUGGGUCUAAGAUCUUGGCAGUUGAAUCUACUUGACUUGCAGGGUAUUAAUGUCAUUCAUGGAUAGAAAAUACAUAUUUUGCUUUUGUUAUAAUAAUCUUAACUACUUUAAGGAAUUAAUGCACAUUAGUUUUAGACUGCCAGAAGAUACAUUCCAUUGGCAAGAAAGAUUACUUGUGUUUUAUUUCCGAUGUUCUCUUGUAUGAUGAUUUUUUUGUUCCAUUUACCCUUUGAUGGUUUAUCCUUUUUGGGUUUUUCGUCUUUUUCUUCAUUGCUAGGACUAUUUUUUAUUUUUUUUUUUGUAAUUCUUAAUAUAACUGUUAAUAACUGUUGUGCCUGAAAAUGUAAAUCUAUUUCUCAGAUGUAGAUAAGAAUUUUGCUCAUACAAGAAUCAAACACAUUCCCUUAAAGUAUUAUAUUAAAUUAGGUUAACUUUGCCUAAUGUUACAGUAUAGCACAUUUAGACCCAAAAAUGUAUCACUAUAUAAAAACCCACUGUAUGACAGUGCGCUUAAUCCUUUUGGUUUUUAUUCCGUAUUUGUAUAUGCUCUGUGACUACAGUUCAAAUGGUAUUCAACAGAGAUACUACGUUUAGUAAUCCUAACUUUUCCAGGCACACAAUAUGGUGAAAGGUAUGUGGACACCAGCUUGUCCUUAGGCUGUGUGAUAAAAAAGAACAGCUGUAAGGAGAAUGAGGAGAAAACACCAAGUUUCUUAUUACAUAAGACCUGCAGGGAUGAUUCCAUUUGACGUGAUCUUACUUUUGGCCAUACAGUGUAUAAAUCUAAAUAAAAAAAUAUUAAGGCAAGAUAAGAUCACGUCUAACAGCUUAAUGCAGUAACACGGUUUAUGAUCAAUUAGUGCACUGCAAUAUGCAUUUUUAGCUAAUAUGGUUGUAGAUUUAACAUUAUAUAUUGCUAAUGUAUUGUUGGAUUUCAGCAUUAUGGGUCUCCCAUAUUUUAAUGAAGUAAAUGGAAUGAUUAUGGGUUGCUUUAAAGAUAUAGAUGUUAUAUUCUCAUCAGUGGACUUUGUUACUUGAAUGAGGCACAAAAGUAGCACCAUAUUCUCAUUUUAUUUGCUCAUCGAAUGUCAUACCUCCCAAGACAUUUCGUAGAUGUACCAAUGUACAACAGUAAAAACAAAUUCAGUACAGCUCAUUAUUCAUCAUACUCCUUUUUUGUUUGUAAGUUCCAGUAUAUCAUUUACAAUUUUUGACAAAAAAUGUAAGAAGUAAACCGGUAUCUGCCAGUUUCCUUUGGUCACACUGUGAAUCUCUUUGAUGUGUUGCUGUCACCCUCAGCCCAUGGAGCUGCACAAUUCCCCCAUUCACUUUCAUGCAGCAAGUAAUAUCCAUAAUAUUUCAUAUUUUUUUUGAGAAAAUUUACACUUGAUAUUCUAGCAAAAGUAUGCUGAUAAUACCACCGUCUUGGUUCUCAUCCAAUUUUGAGAUGCUUGCCAGCCAUAGGAAUCCUUGCAGGUUCCUCAGUAAUAAAUACUAGCAUUUAUACACAGCCUUUCCUUCCUUUGCAGGCUACAUUAUUAUACAUAAAUUCCUCAUAUUCUUAUUCUGUGCUGAAAUCGAUUGACUACAAUCUUAUCACUCAAUUUAGUAAGAACUGAGAAGUACCUUGAGUGAUGUAUAAAAAAUAGUUUUGUACUUUUUAGUGAUUACCUUUCAAAGAUGUUUUCUACUACAUUUAUGGAUAUCAGUACUGUACAUCUUGAUAUUGAACAACAUGUAGCUUAAAAUUUGCAGAAAGACAACACUGUAAAAUUUUUUCUAUUCUCCAAACCAUUUACUUCACUGCUCUUACAUAAAAUGUGUUGUUUUCUUGAUCAUGUGUGUUAUACGAACACAAAAUAAACUGUCGUAGAGAUUCAGCGUCUCAGCUAUAAAUGGUUACUAGUACUUUCAUUGAUAACCCACUCUAAAAUCAACUAAUAUUUUGUAGUAUCCAUAUCUGGAUAAUGAGACCAAAUGACAUUUGGGUAAUCAGUGAAAUGAAAUUUUGAGCUUCAAUACAUGUUGACUGAAUGUAUAUUAGUACAUUAAAUUGCAACAUGCUUACAA
Messenger RNA from Brienomyrus brachyistius, 5635 nucleotides. RefSeq names its product drebrin. The record is from RefSeq and is a predicted model, not a curated record. Bases 442 to 2997 code for a protein of 851 amino acids. Gene Ontology annotation, cellular component: site of polarized growth; plasma membrane; postsynaptic density. Gene Ontology annotation, biological process: positive regulation of dendritic spine morphogenesis; neuron projection morphogenesis; regulation of actin filament polymerization. The transcript has 16 exons. Lineage: Eukaryota; Metazoa; Chordata; Actinopteri; Osteoglossiformes; Mormyridae. Gene Ontology annotation, molecular function: actin filament binding.